AGACUCGCGGGACGGUGCGGCGCGCUGGGGGCCCGGGAGAUCCGCCUGUGCCGGCGCCCUGCAAACGUCUACAAGCUGGCUGCAUUUGCAGGCCCAUCUCGUACAUCGCUUAGAGCGCAUUUUGUAAAGGAGGAAGCUGGUACAGACAGGUUACGAGACGUGACCAAGGUCAUCCAGCCCUCCCAAGUCCAGGAACCGUCGGACCGGGCGCAGGCCGGACGUUCAGAAGUCUUCGAGAGAUCCUCCCAGUAGCAGCAGUCGAACAGGUGAGGGGGAGUCCUAAGAUCUCCGCCUAACAAACCUCCAGGGGCCCCUGAGAGGAACGGAGGCCACCGAAGCCACAGCAGGGCGUGGGCCACGACCCCAGAGCUGCGGUGGGAUGCCCAGCUGUGAAGGUGGGCUGGAGGAGCAUCAGGUCCAUGCUGGCUCGGGCACCCAAGGCUUGGCACGGGCUCUUUCUGCUCAGGCCUCUGGCCCUCCCUAGGAUCCAGGGAGCUGAGGCCGGGCAGGUGAGAUACCGGCUCUUAGCAAGGCAGGGCCCUGCAGAAACCGGCAAGCCAGGCCAGCCCCGGGGCCCUCGGCUGCAAACUAGGUUGCUGAUCACAGCCUUGAUUGGGGCUGGGCUGGGUGGAGCCUGGCUGGCCUUGAGGGCGGAGAAGGAGCAGUGGCGGCAGCAACAGCGGACAGAGGCCCUGCGCCGGGCCGCUGUGGGCCAAGGCGACUUCAGUCUUCUGGAUCACCGAGGCCAAGUUCGCUGCAAAGCUGACUUUCGGGGCCAGUGGGUGCUGAUAUACUUUGGCUUCACUCACUGCCCAGACAUCUGCCCCGAUGAGCUGGAGAAGCUGGUGCAGGUGGUGCGGCAGCUGGAGGCGGAGCCUGGCCUGCCCCCGGUGCAGCCCCUCUUCAUUACUGUGGACCCUGAGAGGGACGAUGUCGCGGCCAUGGCCCGCUACGUGCAGGACUUCCACCCAAGGCUGCUGGGCCUGACGGGCUCUGCUGAGCAGAUCGCCCAGGUGAGCCGCAGCUACCGAGUAUACUACAGCGCUGGCCCCAAGGACGAGGACCAGGAUUACAUCGUGGACCAUUCCAUCGCCAUCUACCUGCUCAGCCCCGACGGCCUCUUCACCGACUACUACGGCAGGGCCAGGUCGGCCCAGCAGAUCACGGACAGUGUGCGGGGCCACAUGGCUGCCUUCCGCAGUGUGCUGCACUGAGUCGGGUCAUUAAAAGGUGAGAUGCA
Messenger RNA from Sus scrofa (pig), 1240 nucleotides. RefSeq names its product synthesis of cytochrome C oxidase 2 (gene SCO2). Gene Ontology annotation, molecular function: copper ion binding; copper chaperone activity. NCBI's taxonomy places the organism in Eukaryota, Metazoa, Chordata, Mammalia, Artiodactyla, Suidae. The record is from RefSeq and is a predicted model, not a curated record. Gene Ontology annotation, cellular component: mitochondrial inner membrane. Gene Ontology annotation, biological process: intracellular copper ion homeostasis; mitochondrial respiratory chain complex IV assembly.